CCGUACGCUUUCAUGGUAGAACACGCGCUCGUCGACUGCCCUCAGUCGAGUGCCAUGCAGACGCUGACUCCACAACCACACCGUGAUGCAGAUGAGGACCAGCUCGCCGACGAAUACGUUCAAAAUUUUGAACUUGAUCAUCUUGAAGACCAUCAUCUUGUUAAACGCGAGCCUUUAAGAACUGGAUGGCACGACCUUGUGGACGCCCUGCCUGCGUGCGCUCGCGCUUGUCGCCAGUGGCCUGAUGCAGGUCCUUAUCCCCAGCCGCAUGUCGCUAUCGCAGUUGACCCCAGCACGCCUCCAGAGACUCCCCCGGCCCCGAUCGGUCGUAGCCCCUGUCGAGCGGCACCAGUAGAUGAUGUGUUAUGGCUGCCGCAUAUGCGAGAACCAUUAGAUAUGCGUACAGUUCCAUGUGGUAAUUUUGAGGAAUGGGAUCGACGGGAAUGGAGAGACGAUCCUCAUCAUGUGCAACAAGUUGGGCUGCGCCCAGCAAGCUCAUGCUCUGCACUGUCUCCACGGACGGGGCCCCAUCCUUCGUAUCAGCCCUCAUCCUGUGGGGACGAUCUAAUAAGUGAUGAUUUGCUUAUGACUCUUAGCGUUCGGGAGCUCAAUAAGCGACUUCAUGGAUUUCCUCGGGAGGAUGUGACUCGCCUGAAACAAAAACGAAGGACCCUGAAAAAUAGAGGAUACGCUCAAAACUGCCGUAGCAAGAGACUACAGCAGCGCCAGGAGUUAGAAUUGGCGAAUCGUUCUUUACAAGACGAGUUGCACCUGCUACAGCUGCAGGUGGCACGCGUGACGCACGAGCGUGACGUGCUGAAGCAGAGGCUGUCGCUGAUGGGGCGCGAGCACGCGGUGCCGCAGCACGCAGGCCACGCGCCGCCCACCCCGCACUCGUCGCCGGAGUUCUUUUCGGAGCUGUGACGGCAGGGAGCGGCGCCGCGGGCUGCCGCCGCCGCCUCCGCCGCUGCCUCCAGCUCUUCAGCGGCUUGCGCCUGGCAGCGCUACUAAGCUCUCGAUGGACAGUUCGUGCUUUUGUUAAGUUUGAGGUUGAAUUAUUAUAAUCAGUUCCAGUUUUAUAGUUUUUUUAUUGGUGGAACAAUGUGGCCGUGGGAUUCGAUAGAGAUGGCUAAUAUACACCGUGUUAAAAGUUGUAUGGUUGUGUCGUAAUAUAUGCAUAGCUUCGUUAAUAUAAAUUUGUGUAUUGAUAAAUUAUAGGUACAUAAGUUUAAUGAUUCACCAACUGAUAA
Messenger RNA from Zerene cesonia (dogface butterfly), 1250 nucleotides. RefSeq names its product transcription factor MafA-like. NCBI's taxonomy places the organism in Eukaryota, Metazoa, Arthropoda, Insecta, Lepidoptera, Pieridae. Gene Ontology annotation, biological process: regulation of transcription by RNA polymerase II. Gene Ontology annotation, molecular function: DNA-binding transcription factor activity, RNA polymerase II-specific; RNA polymerase II cis-regulatory region sequence-specific DNA binding. The coding region runs from base 13 to 924 and encodes 303 amino acids. The record is from RefSeq and is a predicted model, not a curated record. Gene Ontology annotation, cellular component: nucleus. The transcript has a single exon.